CUGUUGAGACAGGAGGUGAAUCAAAAUAAAUACAAACAAAUCAAAAUUGCUUCAAGCAGAAAAACAAAAAUAUCAAAACAAAAUUGUUUUAGGAAAUGUCGCUGAAACUAUUAAAACAAAGUUUGGAUAUACUAGAUGAAACAUCAUCUAAUAAUGAAAAAGCUACACAGAAAACAGCAAAAACUGUUCCAAGGAAUGCCCACUUAAGCAAAUCCAAAAGGAAACAGACAAACAAUGAGCAACAUCAAACUUUAAUGUCUAUAACUAAGGAAAAAAAGAAUAUAGAAGAUGUGCGCAAGGAGUUGCAGCCCGACCAAAAUAAAACAAAUACAAACCUUAAACGCUUAUUGGCGCUUUCGCAAAAUACAAUUACUCCCAACGAUGCUAAUAAGAUUAUCAAGCGAAACAACAAAGGCAAAACAAUAAAGACGGCAAAGAAACCUAAAGUGCUGAAAUCAAUCUUCACAGAGGAAGACUUUUUGGCUUUCGAAAGAGAAUAUUUUCCAACCAGCUAAUAUUGUGACAAUUCAUUGAAUGAAAAUAUUUAUAUUUAGUAUGUAAUCAAAUUUCUGGUUAAUAAAUGCUGUACAUAAACAA
This is a messenger RNA of Bactrocera dorsalis (oriental fruit fly), 597 nucleotides long. Its product is annotated as active regulator of SIRT1. The transcript has 3 exons. NCBI's taxonomy places the organism in Eukaryota, Metazoa, Arthropoda, Insecta, Diptera, Tephritidae. The coding region runs from base 96 to 515 and encodes 139 amino acids. The record is from RefSeq and is a predicted model, not a curated record.